Messenger RNA from Zonotrichia leucophrys gambelii, 4217 nucleotides. It is a transcript of the gene GARNL3, whose product is annotated as GTPase activating Rap/RanGAP domain like 3. Gene Ontology annotation, molecular function: GTPase activator activity. The transcript has 29 exons. Gene Ontology annotation, biological process: regulation of small GTPase mediated signal transduction; activation of GTPase activity. The coding region runs from base 415 to 3198 and encodes 927 amino acids. The record is from RefSeq and is a predicted model, not a curated record. Gene Ontology annotation, cellular component: cytoplasm. Lineage: Eukaryota; Metazoa; Chordata; Aves; Passeriformes; Passerellidae.
GAGCUGCAGCCGUCUCCCUCGGGCUGCUGCCGGUGCUGCGGGCGGAGGUGGACGAGCGGCUGCGGAGUCGGCUUCGCAGCGUGUUCAGCGUUGUGAGCAGAUAGCGCUGCGAUAUCGCUGGAAUUACACGGCUGCUGACUGCGUUAGUGCUUGUGACUCUUUCUUAAAUGAAAACAGGUGGACCGGUAAUGACUAGUAAACACAUAAAUGACAAGGAGAAUGGCAAGCCCGAGAAGCAUGCAGGCUGUAUCCUUCUGAUCGCACAGCUCCGUCUCUGAAGAUCUGGGUUGCAGACGUGGAGAGUUUAGCAGAAAGCAUUACGGAUCUGUGGAGCUUCUUAUAUCUAGUGAUGCUGAUGGAGCCAUUCAAAGAGCUGGACGGUUCCGUGUGGAAAAUGGCUCCUCUGGUGAGAAUAUGGACUAUGCUCCGGGUACGUGGCACAGAACGGAUGUGCAUUUGGAAAACCCAGAGUAUCAUACAAGAUGGUACUUGAAGUAUUUUUUAGGGAAAGUUCAUCAAAAUUAUGUAGGUACAGAUGCAGAGAAGAACCCUUUCUUUCUGUCUGUUGUACUGUCUGAGCAAAACAAUCAGCGCAUUCCUCAAUACCAUUCAAUACUUUGGAGAAAAACAGGUACUCAGAAAAUAUGUCUCCCUUACAGUCCCACAAAAACAUUAUCAGUGAAAUCUAUAUUAAGUGCUAUGAGUCUUGAUAAAUUUGAGAAGAGCCCAAGAGAAAUUUUUCAUCCUGAGAUACAAAAGGAUUUAUUGGUUCUUGAAGAGCAAGAGGGAUCAGUGAAUUUUAAAUUUGGAGUCCUUUAUGCUAAGGAUGGUCAGCUUACAGAUGAUGAAAUGUUCAGUAAUGAAACUGGAAGUGAAAGCUUUCAACGAUUUUUGCAUCUCUUGGGUGACACAAUUACUUUGAAAGGCUGGUCAGGCUACAGAGGAGGACUGGACACUAAAAAUGAUACAACAGGAACCUGUUCCAUCUAUACAGUUUUUCAAGGGCAUGAAAUUAUGUUCCAUGUUUCAACCAUGCUACCAUAUUCUAGAGAGAACAAGCAGCAGGUAGAAAGGAAGCGACAUAUUGGAAAUGACAUUGUCACUAUCAUAUUUCAGGAAGGUGAAGAGUCUUCUCCAGCAUUCAAGCCAUCCAUGAUUCGCUCUCAUUUUACACAUAUUUUUGCUUUAGUGAGAUAUAAUAAGCAGAAUGAUAGUUACAGGCUGAAAAUAUUUUCAGAAGAAAGCGUUCCUCUCUUUGGGCCUCCUCUUCCAUCCCCACCUGUGUUUACAAAUCACCAGGAGUUCAGGGAUUUUGUGUUGGUGAAAUUAAUAAAUGGUGAAAAAGCCACCUUGGAAACACCAACAUUUUCUCAGAAACGUCAGCGCACUCUAGACAUGCUGAUCCGCUCUUUAUACCAAGACAUGAUGCCUGACCUACACAAGGGAAAUAAUAUGCUUAAUAGAAGAUCCUUCAGUGAUGUGUUACCAGAGUCCCCAAAAUCAACACGGAAAAAAGAGGAAGCUCGACAAGCAGAGUUUGUUCGGCUUGGUCAGGCAUUGAAAUUGAAAACCACUGUGAAAGGGGAUACCACAGCUAACUUGGCAACCACAAGCUUUUGUAAAAAGGAGCCUUGGGAAUCUCAGUCUUUCUGCAGUAAUUUUCCUCAUGAGGUUGUCUGUGCAGAUUCUUGGGGCCAGUCCUUGCUGGUUUCUACAGAUGCUGGCAUCUUGUUAAUAGAUGAUGGUCAACCGUCAGUGCAAGUAUUUGAUAAAACUCUCCAAAUAAAGCAGAUGAAUGUGUUGGAAGCUCUGGAUCUUUUGAUUGCCCGAACAGACAAAGGGAAAGACUCUCGUAUCCUUGUCUUCAGACUCAGUGCUGUCCAAAAAGAUAUAGAGACUAAAAAAAUCAUAAGAAGCAAAUAUGACUGCAGAGAAAAUAAACUGGAGAGAACAAAAGGCUGCCAUUUGUAUGCCAUUAAUACUCACCAUGGAAGCGAACUGAGGAUUGUUGCAGCUAUUCGGAACAAACUACUUCUCGUCACAAAGAAAUAUAAUUCGGACAACUCUUCAAUCAGCACCUCUCUGCUAUCAUCUCCUGAAUCUCCAGUAGAGCAGUUCCAGUACAUCCGGGAAAUAUGCCUUUCUGACCCUCCAGUGGUUAUGACCCUGGUGGAUGGACCUACUGGAGACAGUGACAAUAUGAUCUGUGUAGCAUAUCGGCAUCAGUUUGAUUUAAUCAAUGAGAGUACGGGGGAGUCCUAUAGAUUGCAUCAUGUUGAAACAAACAGGGUUAACUUUGUUGCGGCUAUUGAUGUAUAUGAAGAUGGUGAAGCUGGUCUACUGUUGUGCUAUAACUAUGUUUGUCAGUACAGAAAGGUAUAUCCUUUCAGUGGACAUUCUCCACUUGUCCAGCCAUCAGCUUAUGACUUCCACUUCAGCUGGAAUCAAGUUCCUUAUGCUGUUGUCUGUGCUUUCCCUUAUGUUCUUGCCUUCACUACUGAUUCCAUUGAGAUCCGAUUAGUGGUGAAUGGGAACUUAGUCCACACAGCAGUUGUGCCUGAGCUUCAACUUGUAGCAUCAAGGUCGGAUAUUUAUUUUAAAGCAACUGCUGCAGUGAGUGGAUCAUGUGACAGCAGUUCUAAGGAUAUGAGUUCAAAGAGUUCUCCUCAAACACCGACAGCUUACGAAAAGCCAGAAUUACCUCUUCCUUCUCUAGAAGGUGAAGUUCCAUGCAAAAACCUGUACAAAAUACCUCUGAGCAAUCUGGUUGGGCGAAGCAUUGAACGACCUCUGAAGUCACCUUUGGCUCCCAAGGUCAUCACUACUACACCAUCGAGUGGCAUUACCUCUCUUCCAGUUUUGCACUCACUACCGUUAUCUCGUAUGGAAAUUAAAGAAAUUGCAACCAGAACACGUAAAGAAUUGCUGGGUCUCUUGGAUGAGCCUAUACCCAAGACAGAAAGUGCACAGAAGCUGAAAAAGGUUUCUCGAAGACAGUCAGACCCUAAGCAGGGAGCUGUAAGAUCAACUAGUAGUGACAGGAUAAUCUCAAGCUCAUUUGAAGGCUACUCUGAAAGACGUCAUCUUUCCACUAGUUCAGAUCCUGAUACUUCAGCAAACAGGGAGGAGAACUCACCAUCUAGCUAUCCAUUUCAGCUGAUUUCUUUAUAUGAUGAAGACAUCAUUGACUUAAAAUGAAGACACUUUUAAUACCUUUCUUCCUUACUUCACAUUUUCUUACAGCUCUGUAAGCUCUAUGGCAAUGUCACAAACACUGCUUCUGGUAGUAAAAUGUGGCUGGAAGUACUGGUGAUAAAUCCUUAUGGAAUCCAUGUUCUGGUUAGCACAGCCUGAUUUGGCAAUGCUUUUAUCUUUGACAUAGGUAUGUUCUCUCAGUUAAUGAAGCAUUAUUUUUCAUGGCAUUCUAACAGUAGGUAAUCAGUGGGAGAUUUAGGCUGAAACUGAAGUAAACAAAAAGAAUUACUUGUUCUAAGCUUCUUAUAAUUUGACUUACCUAAAUGACAUGCAGCAAAGUUAGUUGCUGUUAUUACUAUCAUGAGUUGUUUUACAACAGUGUAUGUCAUGUUGGAAGAGGAAUUUUGUAACACAGAUCACUACUUCUGGUUUUUCAGUCUUUGAAAAACAAAACAAUAACAACAACAAAAAAAAAGGCUUGCAGGCAAGGUCAUUUCAAACAUUGGAGUCAGUCCCUAAAUUGAUGCAUCUGUGGUAUGUUCACUGAAGAAUCAGGUGAGAUAUGAAGAUGGUGUUUCCUUGGCUCAUUGUUUAGAGAAACUUGAAAACUCCUUUGGCAUAAAAAAUCCCUGAGCAGAGAACCUUUCUAUAAGACACAAACUUGCAGAAUAUUUCUCGAAAAUUUGAAACAAAAAAAAAACCCUAAAAAACCCACGAACACACAAAAAAUGCGGAAACAAAAACUUAGGUCCAUCUACUGGAAAACUCUUAUUGUAGUGCAUCUGCAGAUUUUUCCAUUACAGGCAGAAGAGCCAACCCAAACUGUCAGACUACAAAAAGAUUCUUAUGCAGACAUCAUCAUUAGCUGUUGUCUGUGCUUGCACCAACAGUAUAAGUAAUUAUUUCAGAUAGUUGUAAUUUUCUAACUGGAUGCAGACUGGAAUUUCAGUGCUAAUCAGGUAGUCUUCUGUGAUGAAACAGUGAUCUUGUCUCUUACUGUAUUAAAGGAGUUUAUAUUUCAA